UUAGCAUCCACUAAGUUUUCAGUUUUCUUACAGUUAACAACUAGUAAAACAACACAAAACCAAUAUCAUCAUGAAAUUCGUUAUUGUUCUCGUCGCCCUUUUCGGUUUGGCUUUGGCCGCCCCAGCUGCCCAAGAAGCUUCCAUCGUCCGUUCAGACAGCAAUGUCGGUGCUGAAGGAUACGAUUUCGCUGUUGAGACCAGUGACGGUAAGGCUCACUCUGAACAAGGUCAAUUGAAGAACAUCGGAACUGAAGCCGAAGCUCUCUCAGUUAAGGGAUCUUUCUCUUACAUCGGAGAUGAUGGUAUCACCUACACCGUCAACUACAUCGCCGAUGAGAACGGUUUCCAACCCAGCGCCGCUCAUUUGCCCGUUGCCCCAGUUGCUUAAGUGAUCUAACUUUUUAUGUGACCUAAAGUAAAGAUGAUAUUGUUUGUUGUUAAUUAUUGCGAAAAAAUAUAAAAAAAAAUAUUCAAGUAAAAA
Eupeodes corollae is the source of this 481-nucleotide messenger RNA. Its product is annotated as larval cuticle protein 65Ag1-like. The record is from RefSeq and is a predicted model, not a curated record. The transcript is spliced from 2 exons. Gene Ontology annotation, cellular component: chitin-based extracellular matrix. Gene Ontology annotation, molecular function: structural constituent of chitin-based larval cuticle. Lineage: Eukaryota; Metazoa; Arthropoda; Insecta; Diptera; Syrphidae. The coding region runs from base 71 to 388 and encodes 105 amino acids.